AUGCGAAAAGACUUCGACGAGACGCCACCUACACUCAUCCUCCGUAUCUCAUCACUCAUCCGCACACGGAGAAACUUUGCGCGCUUCGCAAUGGAUAACCAUGAGGGCAGCGAUGUCUCGCAAGGCGGCAAUAUCUCGACUACUAGUUCCAUCUCUUCUCGGAUCGAUAAGGAAGAGGCUCAUGCGCAUUCUCGAGUACCGGCUCUCGAUAACCCAGAGACAUGGGCCGCAAUGACCGACGUCGCCCUUCGUCACAUCUGCCGGGUACGGACGCCUUAUACGCACCGGGAAGAUCUGGAGGGAGCAGAGCUCAAAUGGCCCGAAGACCUACCUCGCUCCGACGCCGCCAGGUCUGACACACCCGUGCCAACACACCGUCUUGUUCUGGUCAAUGAGGAUGUCCACAUCCCAGCACAUUCUCGCCACCCAACUACGGCGCCAUACAUCCUGCAGGCGAUCUCUGAGUUCUACCCUGCUCUUGCCGACCGUCCGUCCCAGACCUACGCUCCGUACUCGCGCAGGUGGAGGUGCCCGCACACACAAUGCCCCUAUUCCGAAGAUCUCGUCAGCUUAUCUCCUGCGGCCGGGGAGGCUGUAUGUCGGAUAGCAGCCACCGCACCAGACUCCAAUUUUCUCGCAGACGACGUUGCCUCUGAGUUUGUAAGUCUCGUUGACGGACGGUACCGCGCCCGUCGCGAGUUUGCCCGGGACGUUGUGGACAUCAUUGGCCUGCGUCACUACGAAGUUCAUUUGCGCGAUAUAGGCCUACGCUGCUGGAUCCGCGGCCAGGCCCCUGAUGGUUUUAUCUCCUUCAUGUGGGAGCCUGUUGAUCUAGCCGCAAUACUACGUUCCAGUUCAAUCGAUGGUGUGCGGGCGCGCCGGCAUGAGGAAUGCGCGCGUCAGCGUCUACAGCUUGCGCUGUCCGUACAAGCUCGUAGAUGGGCUCACGAGACACGCUUCUGGGAGUAUGGAGGGCUCACUGUACUCCGGAACAAUGCUCGCAGCAUGCAGUAUGACUUCGUCAGGGCGCUCGCGCUGCCGCUUGUACCGAUCGGCGUCGAGGAGCGCUACAGUCAACUUCGCACGUUAAGCACAGAUCAGUCUGCUGCUAUAUUGGCCGCCGGUCGAAAGCUUCAUAGAGAACUUUACGACUCUAUGAGUAACCGCCAACUCGAAUACGAGGCGCUCACGCGCCGCUUAGCGCUCGCGGAGGAGGAGAUACAGAACUGGGAGCGCGGCGACGGAUGGCUUCUAACGCAAGAUAAUGGUGAUGGCCCAGAGCUGCAUGCUGCUCUUGAAUUUUUGACGUAG
Molecule: messenger RNA, 1311 nt
Organism: Peniophora sp. CBMAI 1063
Lineage: Eukaryota; Fungi; Basidiomycota; Agaricomycetes; Russulales; Peniophoraceae
Source: the annotation of a GenBank genome assembly